Molecule: messenger RNA, 1662 nt
Organism: Entrophospora candida
Lineage: Eukaryota; Fungi; Glomeromycota; Glomeromycetes; Entrophosporales; Entrophosporaceae
Source: the annotation of a GenBank genome assembly
AUGUCCGAACAAAAAAUUGCAAUUCUUUCGGUUUAUAAUAAAACUGGUCUUUUAGAAUUUGCUAAAGCACUCAAUGAAUUGAAUGUUCGUCUUUUGGGAUCUGGAGGUACUGCAAAGAAAAUAAGAGAGGCUGGUAUUCCUAUUUCGGAUGUCUCGGAGAUAACCAAAGCUCCUGAAAUAUUAGGAGGUCGCGUCAAAACAUUACAUCCAGCUGUACAUGGCGGCAUUCUUGCUAGAAAUAUUCAAAGUGAUGAGGCCGAUCUUAUCCAACAAAAUAUAAAAAAGAUUGACUAUGUGGUUUGCAAUCUUUAUCCUUUCAAAGAAACAAUUGAAAAAGAAAAUAUCACUAUUGCUGAGGCUGUUGAAGAAAUUGACAUUGCUGCUGCAAAAAAUCAUGAUCGUGUUACAGUACUUUCGGAUCCAAAUGAUUACACAAAUUUCUUGACUGAAUUGAAAAAAGAUGGCCACGUAUCAGAAAAUACUCGUAGAUUAUUGGCAUUAAAAGCAUUUAAUCAUACUGCUGAUUAUGAUGAUGCAAUUUCUAAUUAUUUUAGGCAACAAUAUGCACCUAAUAUUUCUCAAUUGACAUUGCGUUAUGGAGCAAAUCCACAUCAAAAACCUGCUCAAGUCUUUGUGAAAGAUGGUGUAUUACCAAUAAAAGUCCUUUCUGGUUCACCUGGUUAUAUUAAUUUGCUUGAUGCUUUAAAUGGCUGGCCUUUAGUCAAAGAACUCAAAAAUGCACUUAAUAUACCAGCAGCCGCCUCUUUUAAACAUGUUUCACCUGCUGGUGCUGCUGUAGGGUUAUCAUUAUCUGAUAUCGAGAAAAAAGUAUAUUUUGUAGAUGACGUCAAAGAUCUUUCACCUUUGGCAAAUGCCUAUGCACGUGCUAGAGGUGCUGACAGAAUGUCUUCUUUUGGAGACUGGAUUGCUCUAAGUGAUAUAGUCGAUAUUCCCACAGCAAAAAUUAUUUCACGAGAGGUAUCUGAUGGAAUUAUUGCUCCAGGUUAUGAACCCGAAGCUUUGGAAAUUUUACGUAAAAAGAAAAAUGGCAAAUACACAGUUAUUCAGGUUGACCCUGAUUAUGAACCACCUGAAACAGAAACUCGACAAGUUUAUGGAUUAUUUUUGCAACAAAAGCGUAACAAUGUUCAAAUAGAUCAAAAAUUAUUUGAAAAUAUUGUCUCAAAAAAUAAAAAUUUAUCAGAAUCUGCAAUCACUGAUUUGAUAGUGGCAACAAUCUCUUUAAAAUAUACCCAGUCCAAUUCAGUUUGUUAUGCUAAAAAUGGUAUGGUUAUUGGACUCGGCGCUGGUCAACAAUCUCGUAUUCAUUGUACAAGAUUAGCUGGUGACAAAGCUGAUAAUUGGUGGCUACGUCAUCAUCCAAAAGUUUUGGCAUUUAAUUUUAAAAAAGAAGUGAAACGAGCCGAUAAAAGUAAUGCGAUUGAUUUAUAUAUCAUCGAUAAAAUCGGAGAAGGAUCGGAACGUGAAUCAUGGGAAUCUUUAUUUACAUCAAUACCUACACCGUUAUCACCUGAAGAACGUAAAUCACAUCUUGCCACUCUAUCAGAUGUUGCCUUAUCUUCUGACGCAUUCUUUCCUUUUUCAGAUAAUGUACACAGAGCUUCACAAUCUGGUGUUAAGUUUAUUGCUGCUCCAAUUUAA